AUGUAAAUUGAUAUCGGCAUAUAUUUCUAGAUUGCAUCUGCCAUGUGCCUUAUCCUCAACCAGAAAAAUGAUAAAAGGUUUCAAGAACAAGUAUACUGUCUCCCCCCCGAUAUUGUGAACAUGGCCCUUUCGAAGCACCCAAAGGGGGAAUUCAUAUCACCUAAAACCAAUAAAGAAUUCAGGGUGGAAGACUACCCGAGUUUUAUUCCCUUCAUAGAUGCAAAAACAUUAACUUCGCAUCCAUAUAUUUUUGCACCUGUUUGCUACUCCGGCCAUUGGUGGUUAUGGGUGAUUGAUACAACAAAGCGGAGAUUUCAUAUACUUGAUCCGCUACACAAGAAAUCUCCAAGCGAUGAGAGAAAGCAGCUUAAUAAAUUCACUGGAUAUGUAAUUUCAAGAUUGAGAGCAUAUGCCGGCAGGGAACCCAUGAAGAAAGACGAGAAGGAGAAGGAAAUUAAAGCAUCAUAUGUUAAAAUAUCAAGCCAAAAAUCAAGUCAAAAGCUGUAUUACAGGUGGCAAAAUAUGAAGAAAAACAUCAAGGCAGAUAUAAACACAAAUUAUAAACUUUUACACCCAACGGAAGUUUAA
Arachis ipaensis is the source of this 588-nucleotide messenger RNA. The record is from RefSeq and is a predicted model, not a curated record. Lineage: Eukaryota; Viridiplantae; Streptophyta; Magnoliopsida; Fabales; Fabaceae.